CCGACCCCAACUCAUCAGCACAAGAUUCGGCGGGGACACCUCAGCAGUUUCACACUCAGCACUUUUCCCCACGCGCGAUCACCGUCGUCCACCAGAGAGAGCGAUCUCAGACCAAGAAACGCGUCGCCCUCAGCCGCAGGCACCGACCUUGACCGGCCUGGUCUCGCCGGCCGGCGGCGACUGGAUGGAGCCCCUGGAGGCGGCCAUAGCGGUGAUCUUCAACGCGCUGCUGCUGGUGUUCAUGGUGAAGCUCUUCUUCGCCAUGUUCAACAUGAAGCUCGUGGUUAUCCUCUUCUACCUCGUCGUCGUCCUCUUCGCCAUGGCCUUCUCCGGCCGGGGGCCCAGCGGAUUCUAGCGAUUAGGAAGGUUAGGUGCCUGCCGAGCUUUUUUGUUUUGUUUUGGUUCGGUUCUUGAUCGAGAGCCGGAUCGAUCGUGGGACCUGCUGUUUAGUGCUUCAUCUUUGGGGGGAAUAGAUCGUAUAUCUUGGUUUAACAGGGGAAAUUAAGCUGGUUCAGAUCCUGUAAACUUGGUCAAUUAAGAAAAACAAUGCCGUGUAGAUGCAGAUUAUUUCAGCUUGCUUAUUUUCUUCC
Messenger RNA from Lolium perenne, 590 nucleotides. RefSeq lists its product as uncharacterized. The record is from RefSeq and is a predicted model, not a curated record. Lineage: Eukaryota; Viridiplantae; Streptophyta; Magnoliopsida; Poales; Poaceae.